GGCUGUUGUUAAACAGUUUCUUACCGUAAGAGGGAGUUUAGUCCUAGAUCUUUCCAGUUAAUCACACAACAAACUUAGCUCAUCGCAAUAAAAGCAGCUCAGAACCGACCGGCUUGCAACAGGAUUCUUUCAGCCCGGCAUCUCCUGCAGAGGGAUCAGCCUGCUCGAACUGCAAGCAUGAUGUGGGGGACCAAACUUCUGCCGGUCCUGUUGCUGCAGCAUGUCCUGCUGCACCUCCUCCUGCUUCCUGUCACCAUCCCCUAUGCAGAAGGACAGAAGAAGAGAAGAAAUACACUUCAUGAAUUCAAAAAGUCAGCAAAAACUACUCUUACCAAGGAAGACCCAUUAGUGAAGAUUAAAACCAAAAAAGUGAACUCUGCAGAUGAGUGUGCCAACAGGUGCAUCAGAAACAAGGGCUUUCAAUUCACUUGCAAGGCCUUUGUUUUUGAUAAGUCGAGAAAACGAUGCUACUGGUAUCCUUUCAAUAGUAUGUCAAGUGGAGUGAAAAAAGGGUUUGGCCAUGAAUUUGACCUCUAUGAAAACAAAGACUAUAUUAGAAAUUGCAUCAUUGGUAAAGGAGGCAGCUAUAAGGGGACAGUAUCCAUCACUAAGAGUGGCAUCAAGUGCCAGCCUUGGAAUUCCAUGAUCCCCCAUGAACACAGCUAUCGCGGUAAAGACCUACAGGAAAACUACUGUCGAAAUCCUCGAGGGGAAGAAGGGGGACCCUGGUGUUUCACAAGCAAUCCAGAGGUACGCUACGAAGUCUGUGACAUUCCUCAGUGUUCAGAAGUUGAAUGCAUGACCUGCAACGGUGAAAGCUACAGAGGUCCCAUGGAUCACACAGAAUCAGGCAAGACAUGUCAGCGCUGGGAUCAGCAGACACCACACCGGCACAAAUUCUUGCCGGAAAGAUAUCCCGACAAGGGCUUUGAUGAUAAUUAUUGCCGCAAUCCUGAUGGCAAGCCGAGGCCAUGGUGCUACACUCUUGACCCUGACACCCCUUGGGAGUAUUGUGCAAUUAAAAUGUGCGCUCACAGUGCUGUGAAUGAGACUGAUGUUCCCAUGGAAACAACUGAAUGUAUAAAAGGCCAAGGAGAAGGUUACAGGGGAACCACCAAUACCAUUUGGAAUGGAAUUCCGUGUCAGCGUUGGGAUUCUCAGUACCCCCACAAGCAUGACAUCACUCCCGAGAACUUCAAAUGCAAGGACCUUAGAGAAAAUUAUUGCCGCAAUCCGGAUGGAGCUGAAUCACCAUGGUGUUUUACCACUGAUCCAAACAUCCGAGUUGGCUACUGCUCUCAAAUUCCCAAAUGUGACGUGUCAAGUGGACAAGAUUGUUAUCGUGGCAAUGGGAAAAACUACAUGGGCAACUUAUCCAAAACAAGGUCUGGACUCACAUGUUCCAUGUGGGACAAGAAUAUGGAGGAUUUACACCGUCAUAUCUUCUGGGAGCCAGAUGCUAGCAAGCUGACUAAGAAUUACUGCCGGAAUCCCGAUGAUGAUGCCCACGGACCUUGGUGCUACACAGGGAAUCCUCUCGUUCCUUGGGAUUAUUGCCCUAUUUCCCGUUGUGAAGGAGAUACUACACCUACAAUUGUCAAUUUGGACCAUCCUGUAAUAUCCUGUGCCAAAACAAAACAACUGCGAGUUGUAAAUGGCAUUCCAACACAAACAACAGUAGGGUGGAUGGUUAGUUUGAAAUACAGGAAUAAACACAUCUGUGGGGGAUCAUUAAUAAAGGAAAGUUGGGUUCUUACUGCAAGGCAAUGUUUUCCAGCUAGAAACAAAGACUUGAAAGACUAUGAAGCUUGGCUUGGAAUCCAUGAUGUCCAUGAGAGAGGCGAGGAGAAACGCAAACAGAUCUUAAACAUUUCCCAGCUGGUCUACGGACCUGAAGGCUCAGAUUUGGUUUUACUGAAGCUUGCUCGCCCUGCAAUCCUGGAUAACUUUGUCAGUACAAUUGAUUUACCUAGUUAUGGCUGUACAAUCCCUGAAAAGACUACUUGCAGUAUUUACGGCUGGGGCUACACUGGAUUGAUCAACGCGGAUGGUUUAUUACGAGUAGCUCAUCUGUAUAUUAUGGGGAAUGAGAAAUGCAGUCAGCACCAUCAAGGCAAGGUGACUUUGAAUGAGUCUGAAUUAUGUGCUGGGGCUGAAAAGAUUGGAUCAGGACCAUGUGAGGGAGAUUAUGGUGGCCCACUCAUUUGUGAACAACACAAAAUGAGAAUGGUUCUUGGUGUCAUUGUUCCUGGUCGUGGAUGUGCCAUCCCAAAUCGUCCUGGUAUUUUUGUUCGAGUAGCAUAUUACGCAAAAUGGAUACACAAAGUAAUUUUGACAUACAAGUUGUAAUAGCCAUAGAAGAGGCCAGUGUAUUUGAAGCAUCCAUGGAUACAGGAAGAUUUCCAAGACUUCAGGAUUAAAAUGUCACCUAAAACAAUCCUAAAACAACUACUUGAGUGUUGUGAGUGUUCAGAUACUCAUUAAUAUAUGUGGGCGUUUUCUGUUGUAUUGUUUGUCAGUGUCCUUUUGUAAAUGUUGAAGUGAGGUAGGGUACCUGCAAAUGCAGUAACAUAUCUCCUGAAGAUACUUGAAUGGAUUUUAAAAAAAUACAAAAUUAGAGUUGCUAGAUGCUAAAAGUUUUAAAGAAAAAAGGUUAAUUAAUCAUUCUAUGCUGCUUUCCAGGUUAAUAUCUUAACGAUGAAUAAAUCAUAAGUUAAACAUUAUUUUAAAUCCACCAAAACAGUUUAUACCUUGUGGUUUUAAAUUGUAACUCUGUAUUAAAUUAUAUUACAUUUCAUAUGCCAUAUGUUAUAGCUCAUUCAUUUUUUACAACAUGUAUCUUCCAAAUACUGGCACAUGAACAUCCACUUAGAAAAGCACGUGCCCAUAUCACAUGGCUGGGCACACAUGCAGCAUAUAUUUUAGUUUAAACCAUGAUGUAUCUAGUAUAAUCUCUAAUAUUUUGGAUGUAUGUAUCUAUAUUUGUCCUAAAAUUUAAAUGUUUUGAAAGAUCAGUGGGAAUAUUCAGGAAAGGUACAAGAUAUAUACAAGCAUAUAUGUAUAUGAUAUAUGUAUAUGAUAUAUGAUCGCCACUGGACAGUGUUUAAUGUGAGGACAGGAUCCAUAGGAUAAAAUGACUAGCCUUGAUGUUUAUUUAUAUUUAUUAUCCUAGUUAUUUUGUGUGCUUCCUAAUUCCUAAAAAGCAAAACAUAAUGUAUAUAUUUGUAUUAUUUCUUUCCUCUAAAUUUGGGGUACUUAUUUAUGCAGGAUAUUGGUAGAUCAGUCUUCUUAAAACAUCUAUUCAGUUCUCAAGUGCAUCUUAAGGAAGAGAUUCAAGAGCGUGUCUGUCUCUAAGAAUGUAUUUAUAUGGGUUACUUUUAAAACUUGCUGCUAUGAUUGGCUUCUAGCUCAUUUUACUUAAAUUUUAAAAAAUUAUCAUAAAAUGGUCAUGACUGCAAUGCUUUGUGAAUAUCCCUUCAUUAAAACUGCUUAGAAAUGUUUUGGAAAAAAAAUGCAAAACCAUUCUCAAUCUAAAAACUGUUUCUGAAAAAUCAGGUAUGUUAUAAAGACAUUUCAUAUUAUCUCAUUCCUUUUAACAAAGUUUUUUCCCAAUAAUAUGGAAUAUUCAUUUAAAUUUUAUAACCUGUAUGAUAAUAUUCGAAUUUUAGAUAUUUUUCUACUUGCCAUGAUUUCUACUAGCUAAGCAUUGUGCAUUUAUCCAAAAGUAACAUAUUAAAACAUAACAGGACACCUUC
Molecule: messenger RNA, 3755 nt
Organism: Rattus rattus (black rat)
Lineage: Eukaryota; Metazoa; Chordata; Mammalia; Rodentia; Muridae
Gene: Hgf
Product: hepatocyte growth factor
Exons: 18
Coding region: 178-2349 (723 amino acids)
Biological process (GO): positive regulation of protein phosphorylation; negative regulation of apoptotic process; hepatocyte growth factor receptor signaling pathway
Molecular function (GO): serine-type endopeptidase activity; signaling receptor binding
Source: RefSeq, a predicted model, not a curated record